Sebastes umbrosus (honeycomb rockfish) is the source of this 3131-nucleotide messenger RNA. RefSeq names its product midasin-like. The record is from RefSeq and is a predicted model, not a curated record. Bases 429 to 3131 code for a protein of 900 amino acids. NCBI's taxonomy places the organism in Eukaryota, Metazoa, Chordata, Actinopteri, Perciformes, Sebastidae. The transcript has 3 exons.
UGUGUUUAUUUCUUUAUUUAGGGGGAGUUGAUGCUUGUUACUAAUGUGAUGGAUCUGCAUUAACCCCCUGCAGUAAUUUAAAAGUCACACAUCAACUUAACUCAGAAACCAUCACGCACUCUUUUUGUGGUCUGCAGCUCUGCGCAUAUCCGCCAGCUGUGCAACACGUAGGGCUCUGCUGUACCACCGGCGACUCAGCUGUGUCAAUCAGCCUCUUCCUCAUCAUAGAGACACUACCGGACAUACUAAUGUGUCUGGAUGAGGAACUAGCAGAGGUGUGGUUGAGUCCUGCUCGCGUUUUGGAUGCAGCUUUUUCUGCAGCUAGUUUCUCAGGAGAAUUAAACUGACAGGUUGGUUUGAUUUGUCAACAUCCAGAGGAAAUAAAGUCAGAUGGUCAGAGAAAGUAAAAGAGGAGGACGUUUUUGAAGAUGGACCCCGACAGUCCCACCGCCAGGGUGGAGAGGACUUUCUGGACAGUUUGGGGCUAUAUAUCCGGAGCUGUGAGCAGAUUCCUCAGGCCAGCGCCCACUAACAUCGCCAGCAAUGACCCGAACUCCAUCCAGGAAUCUGCAGUUGACAGUGAGCCCGCUAACGUUGGUCACACAGAGGGUGACGCCAGCAGAAGGGGGGUCGAUGAGGAACAGCCUGUUGCAGCAGCCUCUCUGCUUAGCUCAUCACGGCCACUUGUCGCCUGGGAUGUUUGCACCACGGACAUCGACUUAGGACCUGAUGAAGAGGGCAUGCGAUACAAAACCCAGCCGAGCAGAGGCAGCGAGAGCAAAGCAUCCGAGGAAGGUGAGGGCACGAGAGAGGAACAGUUCGCCCAAGCGGGACAUGAUGCUGCUGCAGGGCUGCUGGUCGCAAAAGAAGACAAACAAGAAGAAAACGGAGAUCAGAUAUUGAGCACUGGCGGACAAGAUGAGACGCCGGAGAUUGCCGUGUGUGAAGAACAUGCAAAUGCCAGGUCACUUAGACUUACAGGUGAGGCAAUGAGUGAAGACGUAGAAGAAAGCGGAAGAGAACCUGGUGCUGAGGAGGAGACUGAGAGGGCAACUACUCCGGAGGAUCCUCAAAAAAUGGGUGAAACCAUCCAAGUAAAGGAAGCAGACGAUAGAAUGCAGCACGAAGAUGAAGAGGAUUUACAGGCGGAAGACACUGAGGUCAAAAUGUGCCCGAUCACAGAUUUGAGUCUAGAAGAAGUAGAGGAUAGCAUGCACAUAGAAGAGGCGAAGCUGCAGAGGAACGAGGCAGAUACAGCAGUGACGGACGAGGAAGUAGAAAACAGCGAUGGUGUGCCACAGCUGACCUCUGAAAAUGAGAACAAGUCUAACGAGGCAGCAAAACAAGUUGAAAAUCAGCUGUCAGUCUGUGAAGAGUUGUCGUAUGACGACAGAGAUGUCAAGGAAGACCCAGGCUUUACUUCACUUCGCGUUGAAUUACAAACGGCCUCUGACAAAAGUGGCAUCAUGUCCGAGGAUGAACGGAUUGUUGCCGAGCAAGAGCACGCGAUGGCUCAGAGAAGUGAAAGUGAUGAAGUUGAGGAUGCGAGAGAGGAGGAGGAUGAGAGGGAGCAGGGUGCUGUCCUUGAGGAAGAAAAUGUGAGCGAGGCCGCAAACAACCAGACAAGAGAUGAAGCGCCAGAGCAGGAAGACGACAUCGAAACGGUAACAGAAGACAGUCAAGGAGAAGACAUUUUAACUGUUACAUGCAGCGAAGAAGUCGUGCAGAAUGCUAAAGCAGACAAACGAGAAGAAAAACGUGAAGAAAACGGAGAUCAGAUAUUGAGCACUGGUGGACAAGAUGAGACGCCGGAGAUUGCCGUGUGCGAAGAACAUGCAAACGCCAGGUCACUAAGACUUACAGGUGAGGCAAUGAGUGAAGACGUAGAGGAAAGCGGAAGAGAAGCUGGUGCUGAGGAGGAGACUGAGAGGGCAACGACUCAGGAGGAUCCUCAAAAAAUGGGUGAAACCAUCCAACUAAAGGAAGCAGACGAUAGAAUGCAGCAUGAAGAUGAAGAGGAUUUACAGGCGGAAGACACUGAGGUCAAAUUGUGCCCGAUCACAGGUUUGAGUCUAGAAGAAGAAGAGGAUAACACGCACAUAGAAGAGGCGAAGCUGCAGAGGAACGAGGAAGAUACAGCGGUGACGGACGAGGAAGUAGAAAACAGCGAUGGUGUGCCACAGCUGACCACUGAAAAUGAGAACAAGUCUGAUGAGGCAGCAAAACAAGUUGAAAAUCAGCUGUCAGUCGGUGAAGAGUUGUCGUAUGACGACAGAGAUUUCAAAGAAGACCCAGGCUUUACUUCACUUUGCUUUGAAUUACAAACGGCCUCUGACAAAAGUGGCAUCAUGUCCGAGGGUGAACGGAUUGUUGUCGAGCAAGAACAUGCGAUGGCUCAGAGAAGUGAAAGUGAUGAAGUUGAGGAUGCGAGAGAGGAGGAGGAUGAGAGGGAGCAGGGUGCUGUCCUUGAGGAAGAAAAUGUGAGCGAGGCCGCAAACAACCAGACAAGAGAUGAAGCGCCAGAGCAGGAAGACGACAUCGAAACGGUAACAGAAGACAGUCAAGUAGAAGACAUUUUAACUGUUACAUGCAGCGAAGAAGUCGUGCAGAAUGCUAAAGCAGACAAACGAGAAGAAAAACGUGAAGAAAACGGAGAUCAGAUAUUGAGCACUGGUGGACAAGAUGAGACGCUGGAGAUUGCCGUGUGUGAAGAACAUGCAAACGCCAGGUCACUAAGACUUACAGGUGAGGCAAUGAGUGUAGACGUAGAGGAAAGCGCAAAAGAAGCUGGUGCUGAGGAGGAGACUGAGAGGGCAACGACUCCGGAGGAUCCUCAAAAAAUGGGUGAAACCAUCCAAGUUAAGGAAGCAGAUGAUAGAAUGCAGCAUGAAGAUGAAGAGGAUUUACAGGCGGAACACAUUCAGGUAAAAUUGUGCCCGAUCACAGAUUCAAGACUAGAAGAAGAAGAGGAUAACAUGCAAAUAGAAGAGGCGAAGGUGCAGACGAACGAGGCAGAUACAGCGGUGACGGACGAGGAAGUAGAAAACAGUGAUGAUGUGCCACAGCUGACCUCUGAAAAUGAGAACAAGUCUGAAAAAUCUGUUAAGAGGAGAGGCUCUGCAGCGAAGUAG